Miscanthus lutarioriparius is the source of this 678-nucleotide messenger RNA. NCBI's taxonomy places the organism in Eukaryota, Viridiplantae, Streptophyta, Magnoliopsida, Poales, Poaceae. The record is from the annotation of a GenBank genome assembly.
AUGCCGCGGCCGUCGGGAUCGCCGGAGCGGCGCCUCGCCGUGCUCCUGUCCCACUUCCACCCGUGUUGCGAGCCUCCACGCACCAUCCCCGGCGUCGCCAGCGCCGAGUGCCUCGGGACCGCAGCCGCGGCGGAGGCCGAGACGGAGGGGAGCCUCUCCACGUCGCCCUGCGCAGGAGGAGAGGAGAAGGGGGAGUCCUCGGGUGGCGGGCACUGCGUGUUCUGCAACAUCGUCGCGGGCACCGCGCAGGCCUUCAAGCUCUACGAGGAUGAUAUGUGCUUGUGCAUCCUGGAUGCUAAACCUCUAACAAGCGGGCAUUCCCUUAUCAUUCCAAAAAGCCAUUACCCAUCACUGCAAACAACACCACCAACUGUACUAGCAGCUAUCUGCUCUAAAUUGCCACUCCUGGGUACUGCAAUCAUGAAGGCUACUCAAUGUGAUGCAUUCAAUGUGCUAAUCAACAAUGGAGAGAAGGCAGGACAAGUUAUUUUUCAUACUCAUGUGCAUAUCAUUCCACGUAGCAAAGAUGAUAACCUGUGGUCUUCAGAGACCUACUCAAGGAACCCUAUUUCACAUGGACAGGAAACUAAGCAUCUUGUUAGCAGCAUCAAGGAAAUAAUCUCUUCUUCCCCCAAAGACUACAGUACUGUAAUGUCAUCCACGCCAAAGGAACUCUGA